Messenger RNA from Haliotis rubra (blacklip abalone), 1542 nucleotides. RefSeq names its product multimerin-2-like. The record is from RefSeq and is a predicted model, not a curated record. The transcript is spliced from 2 exons. NCBI's taxonomy places the organism in Eukaryota, Metazoa, Mollusca, Gastropoda, Lepetellida, Haliotidae. The coding region runs from base 1 to 1542 and encodes 513 amino acids. Gene Ontology annotation, molecular function: protein binding.
AUGCCGUUAACGAAAUCCGACGGUACUGUCAACCUUACCACUAUCUUGAGUCACAUCACUCUCCUCGAACAGACUGUGGACACUCUUCACAAGGACACAAGCAGGUUGCAGAUAGAUCUGCGGACUACGAACGAAACACUCCAGCUCACACAGGCAGAUCUGAAUAUUACAAAACAGGAACUACAGACGUCUCGCACAGAACUGCAGGUAACUCAAACAGAUCUGAAUAUUACAAAGCAGGAACUACAGACGUCUCGCACAGAACUGCAGGCAACAAAGGUCGACCUUCAACAUACACAGACCGAUCUUCAAACUAUAAAGAAAGACCUUCAGGCCGCCCAGACAGACCUCAUGACAAACAAGGGGCUUCAACAAUCUGCAGCUGCUGAGAUUUUGUCUCUCAAAAACAACAUGACCAUACUGAGAACCGAACUCGGAAUCGUGAAAUCAAAAGUGGAAAACACCGGUCUAGAUUUUCAUCCUCUGAGUUCAACCUCCAACGAUUCUCUUCUCGUUUCCUUGAAUGGGAGCUUUACAGCGAACCAGGAUGUUAUAAGGGCAAUUGUUCUGGAUGUGCAAUCAGUUCACAGCGACCUCAACACCACGGCACACACACUUUCAGAGGUCCAGGCCGACAUCAAUAGCUUUAAGCGGAAUAUAUCUUCUGCGCUUAGAAAUGUAACUGCGGAGUGUACAGCGCUGAAAUCUGAUUCUCAUUUAUUCAGUUCCCUCCAGUCGGACAUAACAGCAAUGGAUAAGAAAUUGUCCUUCUUAAACAUAACCGUUCGUGAAGUUCAGUCAGAAGCACGACAAGUUGCAGCAAAUACAUCUUCUGUGAUACAGCUCAUUGCUCACAGGCAGUCACUGAAGACUCUAGCACAAGAUACGUGGGCCCAAUUGAAGCAGUGUGAGAAGAAUGUGAACUCAACUGAUGCGAGUAUGACGGCUCAACUUAACCGUUUGGAAAUGGAUAUGAAUUGUACUUCCGUUUAUAUUCACAACGUCCAACAGAACCUCCUCUCCCUCGAGUCUGACCUCAACACGACUCGGGAGGACAUCACAAUGACGAACUCCGACGUGCAUGCGCUGAACAAAACUCUGGCAUCCAAAACCCGAGCCGUGGCUUUCCAGGCGUAUGCAUCAAAGUCCCGCAAUGUAACGUCACAACACCCCGUGGUGUACGAUAGCACCAUCUACAACAUCGGAUCUGGCUACAACCACACAACCGGGAAUUUCACAGCACCAGUCUCCGGAACCUACAUGUUCUGGACAGAAUUGCGUAUCAAUUCCUACGCCUACACUCCGCACAUGACUAUCAAACAGUCGGGAAGGUCAAUCGGCAGUGGUUGGUCUGCAUCAACGUCUACAGAUGAUGAGUCCGUUAUUUCCGCUACGUGUGUUAGUCAUCUGCAGAAGGGCGAGGCAGUAUGGGUGGAGUUUGAAAAGUUUGCAUGGUGGGCAACUGCUGUCUCUGUUGUCCCAGGUGGCUUUGACACAAGGCCAAAAUCCUUCUUUGGUGGUGCCCUUUUAACAGUGGACUAA